Molecule: messenger RNA, 4302 nt
Organism: Choloepus didactylus (southern two-toed sloth)
Lineage: Eukaryota; Metazoa; Chordata; Mammalia; Pilosa; Megalonychidae
Gene: PXYLP1
Product: 2-phosphoxylose phosphatase 1
Exons: 7
Coding region: 1439-2881 (480 amino acids)
Biological process (GO): glycosaminoglycan biosynthetic process; dephosphorylation; chondroitin sulfate proteoglycan biosynthetic process
Cellular component (GO): Golgi apparatus
Molecular function (GO): phosphatase activity
Source: RefSeq, a predicted model, not a curated record
CCGAGGCCGGGGCAACGAGGCAGUGUCCCCAGUGGAGAGGGGUUGGGGGGACUGGUGCGGGCUUCCCAACAUCGGGUCUGAAGCCGCGACUCAGCCCCCCUCCUUCAUUCCCGUGCACUCCCCAAACCCCUGCCCUGUUGGCUCGCGCUCCUUCCCCAAGCCACUCCCCGCAAAUCUUCUGCCCCAUUCCGUACCCUCCCACUAGCCGCCGUCUUUGCUAGCUCCCGUGCACUCUAACCUUGCCGGCGAACCCACCCUCAUCUCUCCAAGCCCCCGCCCCCCCAUCCGUCCCCUGCCUCCUGCUUCUCCACCCCAGCUUCUGCUCCUCUCCCGCCUGGCCUAGCUCCACCCCUGUCCCGGUCCCUCCAACCCGCACCCGCUCGGCCCGCGCACUCCUGUGGGCAGAAUCCAGCCCGAACUCGAGUCCCGAGUGUCCUCCUUCCCCUGCAAUCCCGAACCCGUCGGUCUGCAGAAGGCCCACUCGUGAACCCUAGUGUGUUGCAGACAGUGUCUGAGCCGGCCCUUACAACGUGAUGUGACUGUGGUCGGGUUUGGUAACAACUCCUUCUCAGAGGUGUUGGUGCCCAGUCGGGACAUCUGUGGGAGGAGGAUUUAAAGCAGAUGGUUUGAAAAAGCCUCCCUUCCCUGGGGAGAGGUGGAGAUGCACAGUGACAGCCUGAAAAUCAGUGGAUGAUUCCAUCCUCUCUCUUCUCUUGGCUUUCAUUGACUUGACUUAAAUUAAUUGCCUAUUUCUCUUAGAAAGAGAAGGGACAUGUAGGGGAUAGUUCUCUUUUUGGGAUUGGCUCCUGGCCAGAUCACCCUCAGAAAAGCAUUGGAGUGGGGGUGGGGUUCUGGACACCAGGGACCGGGCAGGUCAUUGGAUAUCUGGCCUUUGGAACAUUUGGAAACUGUGUUGUCUGUAACCCUUUUUUCUAUUUUUUUACUUGAAUGGUAAUUAGCUCAUUUUUCUUUCACCAUUGAAUAGUGAAUUAAUAAGUAAUUAGCCCAAGGUCACACGGGGGCUCAGUAGGGUUCCCUUGAGUGCCCACAAAUUCCCAUGAGCUGCUUCUUCUGAGCCCUUAUCACACUGCUCUGUGAUGACCCCACCUACUGCAGGGUGGGGUGGGAAUCAUCUCUGUGGCACCAGCCCCCAGACUGGUACCCCCUACGUGGUAAGUACUCAGUGUUUGUUGAGUAGAGAAAUGAAUCCCUCUCUUAAAUCCAGUCUGUCUGAGUUCACAAUUCAUGUGUUUUUUUUUUUCCACUGUAUUACACUGUUGUCAAAAUAUUAUCCUUAAAUUCAAGUAAUUAUAUAUGGGAUCACUCUAGAGGCAAACUCAUUUUUGUGUGUGAUUGCUGACAGUGCAAUAUAUGGGUCAAGCUCUGACAGGGCAUGUUCGUGAUUUGAAACCAUGAAGAGCAAAUAGAACAAAUAAUAAUGCUUUUCCGCAAUCGCUUCUUGCUACUGCUGGCCCUGGCUGCCCUGCUGGCCUUCGUGAGCCUCAGCCUGCAGUUCUUCCACCUGAUUCCAGUGUCGACAGCUAAGAAUGGAGUGAGUAGCAGGAGUCGAAAGAGAAUCAUGCCGGACCCGGUGACGGAGCCCCCUGGGAUGGACCCUGUUUAUGAGGCUCUUUUGUACUGCAACAUUCCAAGUGUGGCUGAGCACAGCAUGGAAGGCCACGCCCCACAUCAUUUUAAGCUGGUCUCAGUGCACGUGUUCAUUCGCCAUGGGGACAGGUAUCCGCUUUACGCCAUUCCCAAAACGAAGCGACCAGAAAUUGACUGCACUCUGGUGGCUAACAGGAAACCAUAUCAUCCUAAACUGGAAGCUUUCGUAAGUCACAUGUCAAAAGGAGCUGGAACCUCUUUCGAAAGUCCCUUAUACUCCCUGCCUCUUUACCCCAACCACCCACUGUGUGAGAUGGGAGAGCUCACGCAGACAGGAGUCGUGCAGCAUUUGCAGAAUGGUCACCUGCUGAGGGACAUCUAUCUAAAGAAGCAUAAACUCCUGCCGAGUGACUGGUCCACAGACCACCUUUACUUAGAGACCACUGGGAAAAGCCGGACUCUACAAAGUGGGCUGGCCCUGCUUUACGGCUUUCUUCCAGAUUUUGACUGGAAGAAUAUUUAUUUCAGGCACCAGCCGAGUGCUCUAUUCUGCUCUGGAAACUGCUAUUGCCCCGCAAGAAAUCAGUAUCUGGAAAAAGAGCAGCGUCGUCAAUACCUCCUACGUUUAAAAAACAGCCAGCUGGAGAGGACUUAUGGGGAAAUGGCCAGGAUUGUGGACAUCCCCACCAAACAGCUCCGGGCUGCGAACCCCAUCGACUCCAUGCUCUGCCACUUCUGCCACAACAUCAGCUUCCCGUGCACCAGAAACGGCUGUAUUGACAUGGAGCACUUCAAAGUGAUCAAGACACAUCAGAUAGAGGAUGAGAGAGAGAGGCGGGAGAAGAAACUGUAUCUUGGGUAUGCGCUACUGGGCUCCCACCCCAUCCUGAAUCAAACCGUUGACCGGAUGCAGCGUACCGCGGAAGGCAGGAAAGAAGAGAUUUUCGCCCUGUACUCUGCCCACGAUGUCACUCUGUCACCAGUUCUCAGUGCCUUGGGCCUGACAGAAGCCAGGUUCCCAAGGUUUGCAGCCAGGUUGAUCUUUGAGCUCUGGCAAGACAGAGAAAAACCCAGUGAGCAUUCUGUCCGGAUUCUUUAUAAUGGUGUGGAUGUCACAUUCCAUACCUCUUUUUGUCAGGAGUACCACAAACGUUUUCCCAAACCCAUGUGCCCCCUUGAAAACUUUACUCGCUUUGUCAAAAGGGACAUGUUUACGGCCCUGGGUAGCAGUAGUACUAAUUAUUAUGAUGCAUGUCACAGGGAAGGACUCUAAAAGGCACACAGUACAGUGCUUAUAAAAUCUACGCCAGUCCAGAAGGGAUGGAAAAAGUCCCCUUCUAGUUCUUUCCAUUGAAGGGUACAUGACUAUUGAUUUUUAAAGGCUAGAAAUCCUGUUUGGGAGUCAGAUGGAUGGUUUGGGUUGAAGAAUAAGUACGUUGCAAUUUGGUACGUGAGUUACUUGGUACACAUUAGCCAGUUCACAGAGAAAGGAAGGUACUUUAUCAUAAGCAGACUUGACUUAGAAUGCCAAAGUUGCCAUCCAAAUGUGCAUUCUUUUGGCCUAUCAGGGUACUGUAUGAUGGAACCAGCAAAUCUCAGCCAAAAUUUUCUUAGUCCUGCACAGUCUUGCCUUGGCCAUGAUCAGUGAAAAAUUUCCUCAAGUGAUUUAUCUAAAACAGGGGUCAUGAAACUUCUUCUGUAAAGGGCCAGAUAGUAGAUAUUUUAAUAGAUUUUCCAGGCCAAGAGACCACCUCCAGUCUUAUAACUACCCAACUCUGCUGUUGUAGUGCAAAUGCAACCAUAGACAGUACUUAAAUAAGUGAGCAUGGCUGUGUCUGCAGGCAGUACUAAACAGGUGGCAGGCAGAUUUGGUCCAUGGGCUGUGAUUUGCCCACCCCUGGUCUAAAAACCAGUCUCUAAUAUAGUUGCACUUUCAGCACUUUGAGAACUGAUUGAAUACCAAGAGUUAUUCAGUGGUGCCUCUGGUAACUUCUGCUAGAAACACAGAAUUUGGUCUGCAUCUGACAUUUUCACAAAACUUGGGGGGCGGGGAUGGGGAUAAACAUUGAAUCAGAAUGAAUCAUAGAAAAAGCUAUUAGAAUAAUACUUGAUGUUCAUAAUGAUUGUGGUACAAGGUAGUUUUAAGUAUGUUUUAAAUAUUUGUCUGCUGUAGUCUAUUUGCUGUACAUGCUGAGUUUUUUGUAUUCCAUUUAGUAUUUUUAUAGUCUAGGAAAAUAUUUUCUAAGACCAGUUUUAGACAUACUCUUACUUGUAUAGUAAUAUUCGAUUUACCAGAUCUGCUUGGUGGUCAGAAGUGGGACAGAAGCUGAAUUCAGGCGCUUUUUCCCUAUAAAACUAAUUAUGGCUCAUUUCCUUUGACAAACCAUAGAAUUGGAUCAAUUUUUAAACCAUUCUCAUCAGUUUCAAACAGUAAAUUCUGAUUGAUUUUUAAAUAAGUUUUUGAAAGAGCUUUGUUACUAGAUGGUUAAAUAAUCUUUAUAAGGUAUUUUAUAUAUUAGAAGCAAUUAUAAUUCAGUCUGUGAUUUCUGAACUAAUGGUGCUAGUUCUAGGCGAAGAAAUGUAAAGUGCAAGUGAGAUUCUCCAGUGUCACUAGCAUUCCAGCCUCUUCACUUUGUUUUUGUUCAGUGUUGCAUUUGAAUAUGUCUGUUUCUAUAAAUAAAUUUUUGAAGAAUA